AUGUCGUCUCGUCAUGGAUCACCUGCACCUGGGAAGGCCGGUCGUCUGGCUCGCUCGAGGGCAGCGUGUGAGGCGUGCCAUCGAGUCAAACAGUCCGUCGUCUGCCGCCUGCGCAGUCCAUGUCGCACCGAACUGACCCAGAUCACCUCGCUCACAGACGAUGCGACGGCCCUUCGAUCUGUCCCUGUCAUCGAUGUAAAACGUGCGUCCGAUAUGGGCUGCGCCGUGCUGCGAGCGCCACCCCUGACGACGGCUGAGGGUCGGGUCCGUUCGCAGGUGGGGCAUCGAAUGCAUAUUCCCUUCCUCCGCAGGGCCCGUACCUUCCCAGCCGCCACCCGCACAGGCCAAAGCCUCGAAACAUACCGCAACCGGCACGGGCAAGAUCAAGGGCAAAGGCAAGGCCGUGGCCACGCCGACAAGUGUGGCCCACCCGAGGCGUUCGUCGACGGCUUCCGACGCGGCGGCAGCUGCCCCACCACCUCCUCCUCUUGGCGGUACUGCCGCAUCGGCUGCGUCGGCCGCUCCUUCAGCUAUGGCGUCGAUCACCCCGAUCGAGUUGACCCAACAGUGAGUGAGGUGGCUUCGUCGGUGUCCUUCGUCCGGGAAGUGACGCCUCCCCCGCCACUCCCAGACUCCGAGCGAUGGCCGCCCGCCUCGAGUCCAUCGAAGGUGCCUUGGCCCGAGCCGAGGUCUCCUUCCCGGCCUCUUCUUCAAGCCAUUCGCACCAUCUCUCGAACCAUCGACCUUCGCACUCGCAUUCCGGCCAGACCGUGUCGGACGAAACGCCGCUCAGUGGCCCCUACGCCCACGAGCAGCACCAACACCAGCCCAACACCUCCAACCCGGUCGAAGCGACGGGCGAAGCGAUCGAGGCCAUGGCGGUCGAAGGCUUGGUCGGUCUAUCGGAUUCGCACCAACAAAGCAGGUCUAGAGCAACUUCGAAUGGGAUCGACAACGCCUCGGCAGCGAACCCGGAGGUGUGGGAUCCGUCUCGACCGGAUGUGCUCAGUCGGACACUGAUGACUGUCGAGGAUUGCGAGAGUGCUUUCGACGUGCAAGUGAACUCGACGAUGGCGAGAUGCAUUCGACGGUAUACUAAUGUGCCGCGAGGCUUCGUCGUUUGCAGAUAUUUUGAUAAUUUGCAACCUUGGGUCCUCUCCCUGUCCUCGACCUUGGACCGCAACCCACUCACCGUGCGCACCCGAUCGCCGCUGCUUUUCCACUCGAUCCUCCUCAUCUCCAUCUACUACCGGGAACGAACGACCGAGAACCUGGCGCUCUACGAGGCCAUCUCGGCCAUCAUCGACUCGAUACUCGCGCCCAACAUCUUGUGCCCCCAACCGGAUCAGCUCUCGUCCGACUUUAUUCGCUCGAUCCAUCUUCUGACCCUGUACAAACCCCUGCCCAUCGCUACUUUCCGCGCUCGGGGGAUUAAAGACUUGGCGGCGAUCGAACACGCCUCCAAGAUGAACGUACGCGCGUCAUGGCUUUUGCGACUCAUCGCAUCCCGAGUCGCAAUGUUCAUCGGGCUACCCUCGAUCACGACGACGUUCGCACGAGCCUUCGCGAACCAGCACGAGGCGCCGAUUCCUCAAUCCAUCAUCAGCGAGCAACGGCUCUACUUUGGCUGUGUAUUUCACGAGGCCCAUGGAGCUCUCCAAUCGGGCAAACCCAGCAACUUCGUCCCCCAAGAUGCCCUCAAAUCGACGCGCCUCUUCGCCUCCCUCAAGAAUCAACCCGAGGACGUUCGGCUCGCGGCUUCUGUCGAAUUGGCAGCGACGGCAGCUUCGGUCCUAGCAACCAGGAAAGAAGGGGAUUAUUUCGACCGCGAGGAUCUGCAUCGAUUCGAGGAUGAGAUGUCGCAGUGGACGGAAUACUGGCAACCGAUCCUAGCAGCGAACGAACAACGUGACCGACUCGCUUGGACCGCGGCGAUCCCUUAUCAAGCCUUCAUCAGAGUCGUUGUGCAUGGCUAUUCGUUCGCAAGAUGGAAAGUUCACAAAACGGAAUUACAAGCGAGCCUUCAACCCGCACCCUUGUUGACGGAGCAUGAGCACGAAUCACUCGACGCUGCCGUAGAAGCGAGUGCGGCGAUCUUGCUGGCCGUUUCGGUCGAAGGGAAGAGGAUUGUGCCGGGGAAGGGGAUCGAGACGAGUUGGGAGAACGUCAAGGGGAUUCUGACGGUCGAUCCGAACGUCGCGGAUAAGGUGCGGUGGGCUUCGGAUAGCUUGACUUGUGUGGUGAGUCGGCAAUCAAAGGUCAUGGACGUGCAAUCUGUGCUCACAGCUGACGUUCAAAUCGGUCCACUUUGCAGUUAUUCUCGUACCCCUUAAUUUUCCUCGCCAAGUUGGCCAACGAAGGCUUGCUCCUGUCAAGCUUCUCCGUACUCGCCGCCUCGACGCAGCCGAUCCCUCUGGCACCGCUCUCCCCCUCGGACAAACUCUGCCUCCUCCUCCAACUCGGAGCGAACUUCCUUCACACGAUCGCCCCUCACUCAAGUCACCCAGCAAUCAAACAAGCCGCUUUCCUGCGCAAGAUUCACGAAGCCGGAAUCUCGGGCCGCAAACAGACCCUCUCCGUUCCCACAAGCCCCAAACUCAGCGCGACCAGCUCCAUCCCCGUCCCAAUGACGACGAACCUCUCCCUCUCCGAACACAGCUCCCUCACCCAAACACCCUCGAACCUCCUCCCCCUCUCCAACGGGUCCUACCACGACUUCCUCUCAACAACCUGGAACCCCUCCCCCAUCGGUUCCCCCCGGAACGUCGACCAUGUCAUGGAAGACCCCUUUGGCGCUUUAUUGAGUGGCGUCGAGCCGGGUAUGAUGUUCGCUUCGGGGCAGAGGGAUUUGUUCGGGUUCGAGACGGGUUUCACCAGUGCAGACUGGGACGGGUUGGAUGCUGGAGCUGCGGCCGGUGCACAGAACGGGGGUGGUGCGAAUGGUAGGAUGUUCAAGGGGGGGUUUUAA
This is a messenger RNA of Microbotryum saponariae, 2968 nucleotides long. Lineage: Eukaryota; Fungi; Basidiomycota; Microbotryomycetes; Microbotryales; Microbotryaceae. The record is from the annotation of a GenBank genome assembly.